CUCCUGACCUUAGGUGAUCCACCUACCUUGGCCUCCCAAAGUGCUGGGAUUACAGGCAUGAGCCACCAUACCCAGCCGAAAAUUAAAUAACUUAAAUGUGCAAUAUUUAGAAUGGUCCUUGGUAUGCAUGAAUGCUCAAUAAAUAUUUGAUUUUUUCCAUGUAGAAAACAGUAUAUUAUGGGUAAAAUUAGAAUUUAUAAAGUUGAGUUUAUAUGAAAACUGAGAUAAGAAGUGGUUGAGAUGUAUAGCCACUUUUGUAUAAUGAUUUGUAUUGGGAAAAUGCAUUAUAAUGACCAGGCUACUGACUUCAAAAAUGAGUGUUUGACACACAAGUAGUUUGUAAAAUACUACAUUUUUUACUAAUUUUUUUCAGGUAGUAUUUACUAUGUUUUUAGUAAGGCAAAGGGAAGGUAAAUGGUAUGCCUACUGUGUGCUAAUCAGCACUUUAUGUCAUUGCAUGUAAUCCACAAACAGUCCUACUAGGUAGCUAGUACGUACUUCAUUUAAAAGGAGGAAGUUGAAAUUUUAGAAGGGUCCAGGGAUUUACUCAGAUAGUAGCACUGUUGUAAUGUAGCCUCUUUAUCUCCAAGCUCAAAGCUUCUGCUACUAUCUCCUGUGUUAUUAACAGGGGAGAGGUUUGAUACAUGUAACAACUGUUAUGCUACAGGCACCAACCAUUCUGGCAUCAUAGUGGAUGCCAGAAUACUAGGGGAUCCCUGCUGUACCAGGUGUUAACAUUAGGGAAUAUGGAGGUGUCUUGGUGGGAGUUGGCUCCACAGAGAAAGGGACAUUUGGAGAGCUUGGAGCAGUGGCCAUUUCCAACCAGUAUUUAAGUAUUAUAUUAUUUAGUAUUUUAACAACUAGUAUAGCCACAUUGUUGUUUCUGACCAAAUAUUAGCCAUAUCAAAACUUUGAUAUAACUAGUGUUAUAAUUAAGUACAAAAAAUUUUUAAAGACCAUAUUAAAUUUCGUUUUCAUGUUUUUUUCUACAAGCAUUUUUAGGACCAGAUACAAUUGAGAAUUUCUUCCUUGUAAUUCUUACUAAACUAUAAGUACAUAAAUAUAUGGUCCUGUUUCACUUACAUUGAUUGAUUAACCACUAGUUGUUUCAGUUUGUUUCCUGUUACUAUAACUAGAAAACCUAAGACUGGGUAAUUGAUAAGAAAAAAAAUUUAUUUCAUGCAGUUCUGAAAGCUAGGAAGUCCAAGACUGAGCAGCCAACAUUUGAUGAGGGCCUUCUUGCCUUUAUUAUUUUCAGCCCUUUUUUAAAAAAAUUAUGAACUUGCCGUAAUUUAGAGGAAGAAGCUCACAUGUUAAUGUACUUUGUCCAAAUAUUUCUUAAUCUAUUAUAAAUAUCAUAAAAGACUUUGUUGUUUUCUUGAUUUCCAUUGUGAAUUUGUUCUCAUUUAUAACUUUCCUCUUUUACAUAUUCUUUAUCAUCAAAGAAGAAUAAAACAGCAGUCAUUUUUACCUAACAAUCUACAUAUUAUGUGCUCAAAUUUGCUAAAAGACCCAAUCUCUUCAUUUCAUAGUUUGGAAGCAACACAAAUCACUGAUUGUAUUUGUUCGUUUUCUUUGUUGUAGGAUAGAAAAAUUAUUUGAAUUAUAGAUGUUAGACAGUGAAUAUAUUUUUUUCAUUUAGAUUAUAAUAUUGCAUGGAAUGAAAUGAAUUAAAUAGUUAAUGCUAAGGCUUUUAGCCUGAACCAUAGGAAAUUACCAAUAUUUUACCUUUUUACCAAUAAAAAGAAGAGUUUCAUCGAUUCAACCCAAUAUAGAAGUGUAUAUUGCCAAAAAUAUACUUGACUACUUUGAGUUAAUCUUUUUAUAAUUUACCCUGUCUAUGAAGUGAAUAUAUAAUUUUUGUUUCAGUUACUAAUGGUGAGUUGUUCUCUGUUGCAACUAGCCAAAGAGUAGAUGCUUUUAUAAACUUUAUUAUUUAACUUUUCCUGAAAAUGAACCCACCAUGCUAAGAUUAAUUUACAUGUAUUGAUUUGCAGUCUUCUGUGCCAAUUUAAGAUUCGAUGUAACAUAUUUUUAUAUAGGGCAUAUUUUAUUAUAAAUAUGUCUAUAUCUACAACAGUAUCUACAGCUCUAUUCUCAGUGCUAUAAAAUCACAAGAAAAUCGUAGCAUUAGAAAUGCCAGCAACACAGGGAGCAUUUAAUGUUUGAUUAGUUUUAAGUAGAAUUUGAGGCUAUGAGUGAGAGGCAGUAUUAAGACUUACAUCACUCAUAUGGAGCAAAAUGGCUGAUAAUGUUUUGGUUUAAACAUUUGAAUAGUUAUUUUUUCUGCAUAGUCAUUUCAGUUCAUUAUAAACAGAAAAUUCAUCAAGUUUCUGGAAAUAAUAUACUUCACAUUUUAUUUUAUGGCUUUUGAAUUUUCACCUAUGAGAUCUAAAAUAAUAUUCCAUUUAUUUUUUGUAUAUCUCAAAAAACUUGACAGGAUAAUUCUCUAAAUGUAAAAAAAAAUCUAAUAAACAAGAAUGACUCAGAAGCUCUUUACGGUUGCACUUGCUCAUAUUCAGAUUUUAUUUUUUUAUUUCCUAAUUAUCUAUCACCAAGUCAAUAACGGCCCUAUCUUUAUUUUCUCCUGUACACAAUUUGUGUAAUCCAGACGUCUUUUUUUGUUUAAAAGGAUUUUAUUUUUGUGUCAGUGUGUUAUUUUCCCUAUCUAAACUCUUCGGUAUUUGUCAGAUUGGCAUAAUAUUGUGCUGCUUUGGGUAGGAUUUGAAAUAUUAUUCUCUUCUGGUAAAAGAUAACUGUUUCUAGACAUGAUAAAAAUCAGGCAUUACUGCUGGUUUACAGAAUUCCUUGCAUAAAAUUGUUUCUUUUACUGUUAUGAGUGCCUGCACCAAAAAUCUGCAGAAACUCCCAAAUGCUGGCUGUUUUGAUGCUCUAGCCACAUUAACCUACCUCUUUUUAAACAUCACUGAGGAUGAUACGAUACUCCUGUUCUUCUGUGUAUUUGCAUUUUCCCUGCCUCUCAUUUAAUUCUUUAAGUAUUUUCACAUGACGGUACUUCUCCACCUCCUUGCACAGAGUUCUAACACCUCUCCCUGCUGUGUGUGUGUGUGUGUGUGUGUGUGUGUGUGUGUGUCUACUGGAAAUUGUUGGAAUUAUUUGUGCCUAUUGGAAUUUGUUUUGGUUAUAUCAGAAAUUUUCAUUUUGUAGUGUUUUGUUUCUUUGUAAAUUCUUAAUAUGUUCCUAAGAUAGAACUACUUACUGCAUCUUUCUUUUUUUCUUUUGUCAACUAUGCUGGCUAAAGUGUUUUCCCUUGAGGAUUUAUUAAUGAGGAUUCUUUAUUUGAGGGUUUUGUUUCUAUUUUUAAAUAAUUUUUAAAGUCACAUAGGCUGAAGUAUGCAUUAUGUAAAAAGAUAUUGUCAAUGUCAUAAAUACUUGACAGAGAUUGCUUAUAUAAAGUCUUAUAACAGAUUUGAUCUUUAUAUGUAAGCAGUUUAUAUGUUAUUUUAAUCAUUUACAGCUGCAUUUUGAAGUUGCUCCUUUAAAACAUAUCGACAAGAGAGGAAUUUUUAGUCUGUAUGCCCACACAUUAAAAUGGUAUUUAUUAAAAACUUUUUUCUAUAAAUUAAUUCAAAUAUAUCUUCUCUCUAAUGAGUUCCCCUCAAAUUAGUCUUAUCAAAUACUAAUUCAUGAGUCUACCAUAUCUUAUUGUUAAAACUUAUAUGAUUUCCUUUUGUUUUUAUAGAGAGAAGGUCUUCUAAGAAGACUCUAAGUUCUGAUUCACUAUUUUCUGCUUUAUCUCCUACAACACCCUAGUGAUUUGUUAUAUUGAACACAGUGGAGUCACUGUUAGACCUCUUAUUUUCUUUGCUAUGGCCAUGUAAAUAAAGGAUUGUGGUUUACAGUCUAGAUUUUUUUUUUUAAGGCCUUGAAGUAGAUUUAUGAUAGCUUAAUGAAAUUUAUCUUUAUAAUAAUGUUUUUCUUGGAACAGUAGUUUCUUAUGUAUCCAGUGCCCAAAAAUGUUAUCCUAGCACCAUGAAAAUACUAGAAAAUAUGUGAAUGUCCUUUAGGAUCUCCUAAUUUUUGUUGACAAAAACAACAGCAAGUCCCUCCGUCCCCUCCUUACUUCAGGGUCAGGGACCCAUUUUCUAUUUUAUCAUCAACAGGAACAUCAUUUUUUUGUUGAGCCAAAUCCCAAAUCUUUGCAGUUUUGUUGUUGUUGUUGUUGUUGUUGUUGUUGUUGUUGGUUUUUGGUUUUUGUUUUCUGGUGAUUUGUUUGCUUGCUUUAUUUUGUAUGUAAUGGUAGCCCACCACCAAUUUAUUAUAUUGUGAUUGUUUUCACUUUGGGGUUAGUUAAAUAUGUUAGGUAAUAGACUGAUGACUGGUAAAACUAAUGCGUAUAUUUUACUGUAUUGCUUUAGACUUUUUUAAAAAUCAUGAUAUCCUGUUAAGUGCUUAUAGAUUUCUUUUGGCUGCAUCCAAAACAGUGUAGUACAACUUUGGUGUUUAAUUUGUGAAAGUAUUUUUUUCUUGUUUGCUCUUCUAAGUUCUAGUAAUGGCUACUUCAUCCAACCAUGGAGUUGAAAGAGACCCUCAAGGCUACCAUGAUUCAGAAGGAAUUUAAAUAUACCCUCUAGUUCUAAUUUCCUUCAACAGCCCUGUCUCUUACCCAGUAAUUCCAUCAAUAUUUUUAGGAUAAACCUGAACAGUGAAGUCAGCAGUAGUUGUCACUGUUGUAUUUCUUCUCUUCUCUUUUUUUUUCUCCUCUAUAGAACUUUCUAGCAUUGAAAAAUAAUUUCUGGCAUUCUGGAAAUGUAGGCAAUUCCUGUUGGUGGUCAUAAUGAGAAAAAGGAAUGUGAUAUUUGAGAAAAGUUAACCAAGAUGAUGUCAGUGGUAGUGAUUUUUUUAAGAAUGUCAUGAAAUUGAUAAAGUAGAGCUAUUGAUUCUGGUUAAAAUAUGUAGGAAGAACUAAACUUCAGAGAUAAACUGUUGAUUGAUUUGAAUUUGUAGAAAAUCUGAGAUCUUUAGCAUUACAUACAUGUAAAAAGAAUACUUUAUGAAGAGUACUUCAAACUAGAUGUACAUUGAAGAUGUCAGUUUCUACAUGUGGGAAGUAGACAUUAAAGGCUUUAUGGUUUACAGACAAGAUUUUUAGAAGUUAAGCACUAAAGGACCAAGGAAAUAAAUACCAGAAAUCAAGAGCACAGAGUAUUUUCCUUCAUCAAUCCAUAGAACCCUAAUACUUCCCUAGUUCCAUCAAACACAGAGGAAUGACCACCAUGACAGAUGGCAACAGAGGAUGUCAACAAUUUUUUGGAGAGAGAAGAGGUACUCCCCUAUAGGGACGUGUAAAGGCAUAGAGCAUCUGGAAAUUAACUGCCUCCAUUACGCUGCUGAGACACACACAACGCUUGUUAUGUUUUCUUCACUUCUGUCCAGAAGGCUACAUUAUUGGAAUUUUGAAGUCAUGAAAACCUCAGAUGAACCAACCUGCAACACCUUGGAUUCAGAUUGGAAGAUAAAGAGAAAGUUUAAAGAAUGUGGCCUAUAAAGGCGGGUACCUGGAAGUAUUAACUGACUCACACUGUAAAAAUGAGACCAGUUUCUAAACAAUAGAGAUUGUUUUAGUACAACAUCAAGGUUCAAGACAAAUGUUGAACUAAAAACUUUACACUCCCCACCCUCACUUCAGACAGGUACCAGCACUGGUGAAUUAUGAUUUUCCUUAGUCGGAAACACUUACUUUUACCCAUGUAGACCAUCCUUAGGAUUUAAAUAUUGGUUAUUUAAUGUAGAUUAUAAUGGGAAGCUGAUUUUUUCACAAUGGCAGAUUUCAAGGACUUGGUUCCAAACUGAGCUGAAGCUUCCCAAUGAGUUUUGUACAGUCUGGGAAAAACUGUGCUGCACUGGCCCACUUUUGAAGGCCAUCAUGCUCUGUAAUAUAAGGAUAUCAUCUUAUUGCUGAUAUCUUUGGAGAGUCCCUAGCAGACACAGAAAAUGAAUGGAGGCAAAGAGUGUGACGGAGGGGACAAGGAAGGAGGUCUUCCAGCUAUACAAGUUCCUGUGGGUUGGCAGCGUCGUGUGGAUCAAAAUGGAGUGCUUUAUGUCAGUCCCAGUGGGUCUUUGUUAUCUUGCUUGGAGCAGGUUAAAACAUACCUGCUUACUGAUGGAACAUGCAAGUGUGGCUUGGAAUGUCCUCUUAUUCUUCCCAAGGUAUUUAAUUUUGAUCCUGGAGCUGCUGUGAAACAGAGAACUGCAGAAGAUGUUAAGGCAGAUGAAGAUGUCACAAAGCUAUGCAUACAUAAAAGAAAAAUUAUUGCAGUGGCCACACUUCAUAAAAGCAUGGAAGCCCCACAUCCUUCUCUGGUGCUCACCAGUCCCGGAGGAGGAACAAAUGCAACUCCAGUAGUACCUUCUCGGGCAGCAACUCCAAGAUCAGUAAGAAAUAAAUCUCAUGAAGGAAUUACAAAUUCUGUAAUGCCUGAAUGUAAGAAUCCUUUCAAGUUAAUGAUCGGAUCAUCAAAUGCCAUGGGAAGGCUAUAUGUACAAGAACUGCCUGGAAGCCAACAGCAAGAACUCCACCCUGUCUACCCCCGACAGAGAUUGGGCAGCAGUGAACAUGGACAGAAAUCUCCAUUCCGUGGCAGCCAUGGAGGCCUGCCCAGCCCAGCGUCAUCAGGUUCCCAGAUAUAUGGAGAUGGUUCAAUCUCUCCAAGGACUGACCCACUUGGAAGUCCUGAUGUUUUCGCAAGAAAUAAUCCUGGUUUUCAUGGAGCUCCCAAUUCUAGUCCUAUUCACCUGAAUAGGACUCCUCUUUCUCCACCUUCAGUAAUGCUACACGGUUCUCCUGUACAGUCAUCCUGUGCAAUGGCUGGAAGGACUAAUAUACCUCUUUCCCCAACCUUGACUACAAAGAGUCCAGUAAUGAAAAAACCAAUGUGUAAUUUUUCAACUAAUAUGGAAAUACCACGAGCAAUGUUCCACCACAAACCACCCCAAGGCCCACCUCCCCCUCCUCCACCUUCUUGUGCUCUUCAGAAAAAGCCAUUAACAUCUGAGAAAGAUCCACUUGGCAUUCUUGACCCUAUUCCUAGUAAACCAGUGAAUCAGAACCCUGUUAUCAUUAAUCCAACCAGUUUCCAUUCAAAUGUCCACUCUCAGGUACCUAUGAUGAAUGUAAGCAUGCCUCCUGCUGUUGUUCCUUUGCCAAGUAAUCUCCCUUUGCCAACUGUAAAACCUGGUCACAUGAAUCACGGGAGUCAUGUACAAAGAGUUCAACAUUCAGCUUCAACCUCCCUGUCCCCUUCUCCAGUGACAUCCCCAGUGCACAUGAUGGGGACUGGAAUUGGAAGGAUUGAGGCAUCGCCCCAAAGAUCACGCUCAUCUUCCACAUCAUCAGAUCAUGGAAAUUUCAUGAUGCCACCUGUAGGACCCCAGGCCACUUGUAGUGGUAUUAAGGUUCCACCCAGGUCACCAAGGUCAACAAUAGGGUCCCCACGGCCAUCAAUGCCAUCAAGCCCUUCUACCAAGUCCGAUGGACAUCAUCAGUACAAGGAUAUCCCUAACCCAUUAAUUGCUGGAAUAAGUAAUGUACUAAAUACCCCAAGCAGUGCAGCUUUUCCUGCUGCAUCUGCCGGAAGUGGUUCUGUAAAGAGUCAGCCUGGUUUGCUGGGAAUGCCUUUAAAUCAGAUCUUGAACCAGCACAAUGCUGCCUCCUUUCCAGCAAGUAGUUUACUCUCAGCAGCAGCCAAAGCACAGCUAGCAAAUCAAAACAAACUUGCUGGUAACAACAGUAGCAGCAGUAGCAAUUCUGGAGCUGUUGCCGGCAGUGGCAACACUGAAGGACAUAGCACUUUAAACACCAUGUUCCCUCCUACUGCCAACAUGCUUCUCCCAACAGGUGAAGGGCAAAGUGGUCGAGCAGCACUAAGAGAUAAGCUGAUGUCUCAGCAAAAAGACUCAUUGCGGAAAAGAAAACAGCCACCUACCACAGUGUUGAGUUUGCUCAGACAGUCUCAAAUGGAUAGUUCUGCAGUUCCUAAACCUGGACCUGACUUGCUAAGGAAGCAGGGUCAGGGUUCGUUUCCCAUCAGUUCAAUGUCUCAGUUACUACAGUCUAUGAGUUGUCAAAGCUCUCACUUGAGUAGCAAUAGUACCCCGGGUUGUGGGGCCUCAAAUACUGCUUUGCCUUGCUCUGCUAACCAGCUGCAUUUUACAGAUCCCAGUAUGAACUCCAGUGUUCUUCAGAAUUCACUGACACAGAACAUACCUUUAAGAGGGGAAGCCGUGCACUGCCACAAUGCAAACACUAACUUUGUUCACAGUAACAGUCCAGUCCCCAACCACCAUCUUGCAGGUUUAAUAAAUCAGAUUCAGGCUAGCGGGAACUGUGGGAUGCUCAGUCAGUCGGGCAUGGCUUUAGGAAAUUCCUUACAUCCCAAUCCACCUCAGUCAAGAAUUUCAACGUCCUCCACUCCAGUGAUACCAAACAGCAUUGUUAGCAGCUAUAAUCAAACAAGUUCUGAAGCAGGCGGUUCAGGACCAUCAUCCUCCAUAGCCAUAGCGGGCACCAACCACCCUGCCAUCACAAAAACAACGUCUGUUCUUCAAGAUGGCGUCAUAGUCACCACCGCAGCUGGAAACCCACUGCAGAGUCAGCUGCCCAUUGGGAGUGAUUUUCCUUUUGUUGGCCAGGAGCACGCACUUCAUUUUCCAUCCAACAGCACUUCAAACAACCAUCUUCCACACCCCUUGAACCCCAGCCUCCUCAGUUCUCUACCUAUCUCUUUGCCAGUGAAUCAACAGCAUCUCCUAAACCAGAAUCUAUUAAAUAUCCUCCAGCCUUCAGCAGGAGAAGGUGAUAUGUCAUCAAUAAACAAUACUUUGAAUAACCAUCAACUGACUCAUCUACAGUCGCUGUUAAACAACAAUCAGAUGUUUCCUCCAAAUCAGCAACAGCAGCAACUUCUCCAGGGGUACCAGAAUCUCCAGGCGUUCCAAGGACAGUCCACAAUUCCUUGCCCAGCUAACAAUAACCCCAUGGCUUGUCUGUUUCAGAACUUUCAGGUGAGAAUGCAGGAAGAUGCAGCUCUCCUAAACAAAAGAAUAAGCAGUCAGCCUGGGCUCACAGCACUUCCUGAGAAUCCAAACACUACACUUCCACCUUUUCAAGAUACACCUUGUGAGUUGCAACCAAGGAUUGACCCGUCUCUUGGUCAACAGGUGAAGGAUGGCCUCGUUGUGGGUGGCCCAGGUGAUGCUUCUGUAGAUGCCAUUUACAAAGCAGUUGUCGAUGCAGCCAGCAAAGGAAUGCAGGUUGUCAUCACCACUGCAGUCAACAGUACAACUCAGAUCAGCCCCAUUCCAGCUCUGAGUGCCAUGAGUGCCUUCACUGCCUCAAUUGGUGACCCGUUAAAUCUCUCCAGUGCUGUCAGUGCGGUCAUUCAUGGACGGAACAUGGGAGGUGUUGAUCAUGAUGGUAGGCUGAGGAAUUCAAGAGGGGCUCGGCUGCCCAAGAACCUAGACCAUGGGAAAAAUGCGAACGAAGGAGAUGGGUUUGAAUAUUUCAAGUCAGCAAGUUGCCACACAUCCAAAAAACAGUGGGACGGGGAGCAAAGCCCCAGAGGGGAGCGAAACAGGUGGAAAUACGAGGAAUUUUUAGAUCAUCCAGGCCAUAUCCACAGUAGUCCUUGUCAUGAAAGGUCCAACAAUGUCUCUACACUGCCAUUUCUGCCUGGGGAGCAGCACCCAAUACUGUUACCACCAAGAAACUGUCCAGGGGAUAAAAUUCUAGAGGAAAAUUUCAGGUAUAAUAACUACAAAAGAACUAUGAUGAGUUUUAAAGAGAGACUAGAGAACACUGUGGAAAGAUGUGCACAUAUUAAUGGGAAUAGACCUCGACAGAGUCGGGGAUUUGGAGAGCUGCUAAGCACUGCAAAGCAAGACCUGGUCCUAGAGGAGCAGUCUCCAAGUUCCUCAAAUAGUUUGGAAAGUUCUCUGGUCAAAGACUACAUCCAUUACAAUGGAGACUUUAAUGCCAAAAGCAUUAACGGGUGUGUGCCUAGCCCUUCAGAUGCUAAAAGCAUUAGUAGUGAAGAUGACCUAAGGAAUCCAGACUCCCCCUCUUCAAAUGAAUUGAUACAUUAUAGACCAAGGACGUUCAAUGUGGGCGACUUGGUCUGGGGCCAAAUCAAAGGACUGACUUCCUGGCCUGGAAAAUUAGUAAGAGAAGACGACGUUCACAAUUCAUGUCAACAAAGCCCCGAGGAAGGGAAGGUGGAGCCCGAGAAGUUGAAGACACUAACAGAAGGUUUGGAAGCCUACAGCCGUGUCCGGAAAAGGAACAGAAAAAGUGGAAAGCUAAAUAACCAUUUAGAAGCUGCUAUUCAUGAGGCCAUGAGUGAACUGGACAAAAUGUCGGGGACUGUACACCAAAUCCCACAGGGUGACAGACAAAUGAGACCCCCCAAACCCAAGAGGAGGAAGAUCUCCAGAUAACAGAGACUACUCCACUAAUGAGCAGUGUUUAUUAAAGGAACAUGCACAGAUGUAUCUGUAUAUAGGUAUUGAUAUAGCCACUGUUAUAUCAAUAUUUAGAUUAUGGCAGAUAGCUACCACCACCACAGGGUGCUAAAGAAACAGUGAUAGAAAGUUUUUUUGAUCAGGAAGGAUAAUGAAUGCUGGAAAAACCAAUCAAAAUCUCUGUGUGAUGAGAGUGAUAAAUGGUCAAGAGAUUACUGAGAAACUCUUUUUCUAUAAUACUAAAUUGUGAUUCCAAGAAAUAGUCCAAAUGUUUCUGAAGAAUUUUCAAUGUUGUAUAUAGAAAAUACAGAAUUUCAUGGUGAUAUCAGAAAUGUAAAUAUUGUACAAUAUUGUCAUGUACAAGCGUACCUAAUGCACACUUUAUCUUUUAUUGUACAAAGAAAUAGUGUACAAAAUUCUUUGGUUUCUAUGGAGUACACCUACCAGAGACUACCAGUGUAAAGUGAUAAAUAAAAAUACAACCUAAA
Messenger RNA from Cebus imitator (Panamanian white-faced capuchin), 10967 nucleotides. RefSeq names its product methyl-CpG binding domain protein 5 (gene MBD5). Gene Ontology annotation, cellular component: chromocenter; nucleus. Bases 5956 to 10455 code for a protein of 1499 amino acids. The record is from RefSeq and is a predicted model, not a curated record. NCBI's taxonomy places the organism in Eukaryota, Metazoa, Chordata, Mammalia, Primates, Cebidae. The transcript has 15 exons. Gene Ontology annotation, molecular function: DNA binding; chromatin binding.